Molecule: messenger RNA, 865 nt
Organism: Lecanosticta acicola
Lineage: Eukaryota; Fungi; Ascomycota; Dothideomycetes; Mycosphaerellales; Mycosphaerellaceae
Source: the annotation of a GenBank genome assembly
AUGAGGCGUGGCAUCGACGGCGAGACUUCUGUUCGCAUACGAUAUGGCAGUCCACCUCCGCGGAGUGACGAGGACGCUACAGUAUUCUUGACCGAGAGAAGAAAAAUCGGCCCCUACCGGCCUCGCCACACGCCUCCGGAUGCUUGUGCUGCUCAGGAUGUCGCACUUGACAAGGCUGAAAUCCUCGCUGCGGCUGUUGAGGCUGCAAAGGUGCCCCGACUGGCGCGACGAGAUAGCGGCAUGAAUGACGACGACAAGAAAGAUGAAGAUGCUGAGGUGAGAACUCACGUCUCUGGUUCUGUGGAUGGUCGCCUUGAGCCAGACCUCGAGCCGCAACUACUGUAAGUGCCCUUCUCAACUUCCCUUGCGAGAUUUCACCGUCGCAUGUUGUCAAGAACUGACGGUAAAAAGAUCACCGAAGCUCCCUUUCAGAGCACCGCCUCCCAAGGCAAAUGGUAAGCGCGCAUCAGCCCAGGCAGCACAUUCCCCAUCAAACCCAACACCUGGUUACAAAGUCACGCCAACGCCAUCUCUGGCCGUCAAAUCACCCACGCCAGAUGCCCAAAGCUCGUUCUCUUCGAAUUCGUCACCUUUCACCGAGACGAGAGCUUCUCGGCGGCGGACUAGGACUUCCAUUAGAGAUGACCUUAACAUCGAUGGGACGUCUAGGCUCGAUCCCACGCGGCCGGAGACCGGCUUUGAGGAGGUGAGGCUCUUCAAGGCCAACUCUAGGGCCGGCAUCAGGUGGUUCGAGUGGACGGGCGAGGGACGACCGGAGUGGGCGCUCGAUGAGAAGAUCGAGCGGAGACCGAUCGCGAGUAGCAAGCGGCGGAAAAGCAGCUGGCUCCAGAAUAGGACUGAUUGA